Molecule: messenger RNA, 3260 nt
Organism: Mesoplodon densirostris (Blainville's beaked whale)
Lineage: Eukaryota; Metazoa; Chordata; Mammalia; Artiodactyla; Ziphiidae
Gene: JAKMIP2
Product: janus kinase and microtubule interacting protein 2
Exons: 21
Coding region: 391-2823 (810 amino acids)
Molecular function (GO): kinase binding; microtubule binding
Source: RefSeq, a predicted model, not a curated record
CCUCCGAGAGGGAGGGGGCCUAGUGGUGAUGCUGCUGCUUCUGCCGCCUCGAAUGCUGAUACUCUAGUGAGGCUGGAAGGGUGGUUCCUAUUCGCACCGUCGCCAACCAGAGAGUGAGGGAAAAAAAUCCCAGCAGCCGCUGCUGAUGUUGGGUUCGGAGGCUUCAUCCGACUCGGUCACAAGGAAAAUGGAUUCAGUUUGCAUCUCUCCCUCCUUUCAACAGCUUCUCCGGGUCUCAGCAUGGGCUUCUAGGACAGCGGCUGAGGAGACCUUCCCGAGGGGCAGCACGCAGUAGCUGCUGAGCCAUCGCACCCGGGAGAAGCAGCAGUAACAUGGCAGCCCCUGCUUGAGAGGAAUUAAACACCAACAGACUCCAUUCAGAGAGGAACAAUGUCCAAGAAAGGGCGAAAUAAGGGCGAGAAGCCCGAGGCGCUCAUUGUCGCCCUUCAAGCUGCCAACGAAGACCUCAGGACCAAGCUCACAGACAUCCAGAUAGAGCUGCAUCAAGAGAAGUCCAAGGUAUCUAAGCUCGAAAGAGAGAAAACUCAAGAAGCCAAGAGGAUCCGUGAGCUGGAGCAGCGCAAGCACACGGUCCUGGUGACCGAACUCAAAGCCAAGCUCCACGAGGAGAAGAUGAAGGAGCUUCAGGCCGUGCGGGAGAAUCUCAUCAAGCAGCAUGAGCAGGAAAUGGCCCGGACAGUGAAGGUGCGGGACGGGGAGAUCCAGAGGCUCAAGUCGGCGCUGUGUGCGCUCCGGGACGGCAGCAGCGACAAAGUAAGGACAGCGCUCACCAUCGAGGCCCGCGAGGAGGCCCGGAAACUGUUUGAUGCAGAGCGCCUUAAGCUCUUACAGGAAAUUGCGGACCUGAAAACGGCCAAGAAGCAGGUGGAUGAGGCGCUAAGCAAUAUGAUCCAAGCAGAUAAAAUCAAGGCUGGGGACCUCAGGAGUGAGCAUCAGUCCCACCAAGAAGCCAUCUCCAAGAUCAAGUGGGAGUCGGAGCGGGAUAUUCGGAGGCUGAUGGAUGAAAUCAAAGCCAAGGACAGGAUCAUCUUUUCCCUGGAAAAGGAACUGGAGACCCAAACAGGCUAUGUACAGAAACUUCAACUGCAGAAGGAGGCUUUGGAUGAACAGCUCUUUCUGGUCAAGGAGGCUGAAUGUAACAUGAGCAGUCCGAAACGAGAAAUUCCUGGAAGGGCAGGAGAUGGCUCUGAGCACUGCAGCAGUCCUGAUUUGCGAAGAAAUCAAAAGAGAAUAGCUGAGUUGAACGCCACUAUAAGAAAAUUAGAAGACAGGAAUACCUUGCUUGGAGAUGAACGAAAUGAAUUGUUAAAACGCGUGAGGGAAACCGAAAAACAAUGUAAACCUCUUCUGGAAAGGAACAAGUGCCUCGCCAAGAGAAACGAUGAACUGAUGGUGUCUUUGCAGCGCAUGGAAGAAAAACUAAAAGCCGUUACCAAGGAAAAUUCAGAAAUGAGAGAAAAAAUUACAUCUCAUCCACCCUUGAAGAAAUUAAAAUCUCUGAAUGACCUCGAUCAAGCUAAUGAAGAACAAGAGACAGAGUUUCUAAAACUUCAGGUUAUUGAACAACAGAACAUUAUUGAUGAGCUCACAAGGGACCGGGAAAAGCUCAUUCGUAGGAGAAAGCAUAGAAGAAGUUCCAAGCCAAUUAAGAGGCCUGUUUUGGACCCAUUUAUUGGCUAUGAUGAGGACUCCAUGGAUUCAGAAACAUCAUCCAUGGCCUCAUUUAGAACAGACCGAACGCCAGCUACUCCUGAUGAUGACUUGGAUGAAAGUCUAGCAGCUGAAGAAUCUGAGCUACGAUUCCGACAAUUAACAAAAGAGUACCAGGCUCUCCAAAGAGCCUAUGCCCUCUUGCAGGAGCAGACUGGAGGCAUCAUUGAUGCUGAAAGAGAAGCCAAGGCUCAAGAGCAGCUCCAGGCAGAGGUGCUAAGGUAUAAAGCCAAAAUUGAAGAUCUGGAAGCGACUCUGGCUCAGAAAGGGCAGGAUUCACACUGGGUAGAAGAUAAACAACUUUUCAUUAAGAGAAACCAGGAGCUUUUAGAAAAGAUAGAAAAACAAGAGGCAGAAAAUCACCGGCUCCAACAGGAACUGCAGGAUGCCAGAGACCAGAAUGAGCUGCUGGAGUUUCGAAAUCUAGAGCUAGAAGAAAGAGAGAGACGAUCCCCUCCAUUUAAUCUGCAAAUUCACCCAUUCUCAGAUGGUGUAAGUGCUCUACAGAUCUACUGUAUGAAAGAAGGUGUCAAGGAUGUGAACAUCCCUGAUCUCAUAAAGCAGCUUGAUAUCUUGGGUGAUAACGGGAAUUUAAGAAAUGAAGAGCAAGUGGCUAUAAUUCAGGCCAGCACUGUGCUGUCCCUGGCAGAAAAGUGGAUCCAGCAAAUUGAAGGAGCAGAGGCUGCCCUGCACCAGAAAAUGAUGGAAUUGGAAAGUGACAUGGAACAAUUCUGCAAAAUCAAAGGCUAUCUGGAAGAAGAACUAGACUACAGGAAACAAGCUCUCGACCAAGCAUAUAUGAGAAUCCAGGAACUAGAAGCGACUUUGUACAAUGCUCUGCAGCAAGAAACUGUUAUCAAGUUUGGUGAAUUAUUAACUGAAAAACAGCAAGAGGAGCUGAGGACAGCAGUGGAAAAGUUACGGCGGCAGAUGCUGAGGAAGAGCAGAGAGUACGACUGUCAGAUUCUACAGGAGAGAAUGGAGCUCUUACAGCAAGCCCAUCAGAGAAUUCGUGACUUAGAAGAUAAAACAGACAUCCAGAAAAGACAGAUAAAGGACUUAGAAGAAAAGAGUAACCGAAAACAUGGAUAAGACCGCAGAAAAGCAGAUACUUCUAAACCUUCAAAGAUGGCAGAAAUGUUUACAGCAGUGAAAGGGAGAUCAAAAGCUUAGAACUAUAAUGUAGCCAGGACUACAACUGUGUAUUUUAAAGCCAUUAUUCAAGGUUUCUUACUUGACAGUUCCUACAUGACCCUGUUGAAAAUCUACAAUAUAUGCUGCAUUUAAUGAAACAUGUAUAGGUCAAACCAGAAGGAAAGAACUAUAAACAUAGAUUGCGUGAAGAAAACAAUUCAGCAAUGGAAACAGUUUCAGCAGAUCAAGCAAAGAUGUGUCUUGGGCAUGGAACCAAAGUUACAAAGAAACAUUCUACCCCUGCUGUGCAGGGGAUGUCAUUUUAAUGUAACACUACACCCCAUGGAAUCGCUAGUCCUGAAAUAAACAUCAUUUAAAAAAAAUCAAACAAAAAA